Aspergillus ibericus CBS 121593 is the source of this 483-nucleotide messenger RNA. RefSeq names its product nuclear transport factor 2 family protein. Bases 1 to 390 code for a protein of 129 amino acids. NCBI's taxonomy places the organism in Eukaryota, Fungi, Ascomycota, Eurotiomycetes, Eurotiales, Aspergillaceae. The transcript has a single exon. The record is from RefSeq and is a predicted model, not a curated record.
AUGGUCGGCUCCAUUCACGAACGCAUUCGCGAAGACCUCCUCGCCAAAGAACGUCGUCUCUGGACGGCGCUCACCUCGGCAGACCCCGGGCCAGAAAUCAAAAAGAUGUGCAAUGAGGAAGCCAACCUGUUGUUUCCCAAGCGCGAGGUCCUCCACCUGUACUCGAAGCCGUCGAUUAGCGAAGCGCUGAAGCCGCCGUUCCACCACUUUGAAGAAUACGAGCUGCAGGAGGUGCGAGUGAUUGUGAUUGAUUUGAUGGCCGGCACGGUGACCUACAAGAUCAAUGCGCGUCGGGGCCAGGAUGUCUUCCGCGGCACGGGAUCCACGACCUGGAGUCAGGGGAGUGAUGGGGAAUGGCGGAUUGUGGUGCAUCAGGAGACGUUGCUGUAAUCGAUGCGAUGCAGCGGUGUGAUUUCAGGGUCUUCCUUAGGGUCAUGGUGAUGGCUGGCUGAACGGACCCUUGUUACGGAGUAUCCCGACCGC